Messenger RNA from Oncorhynchus tshawytscha (Chinook salmon), 4138 nucleotides. Its product is annotated as P-selectin-like. Gene Ontology annotation, cellular component: external side of plasma membrane; membrane. The record is from RefSeq and is a predicted model, not a curated record. NCBI's taxonomy places the organism in Eukaryota, Metazoa, Chordata, Actinopteri, Salmoniformes, Salmonidae. Gene Ontology annotation, molecular function: calcium ion binding; oligosaccharide binding; sialic acid binding. The coding region runs from base 1 to 4047 and encodes 1348 amino acids. Gene Ontology annotation, biological process: heterophilic cell-cell adhesion; leukocyte tethering or rolling; response to cytokine. The transcript has 23 exons.
AUGGUCGCUCACCCCUCGAUGCGGUUGUUCGGGACGCAGUGCCUGAUGAUCACACUGCCUCACUCACCCCGAUCUGAGAUAUCUACUGCAGCCCUCAUCCUCCACAUACAACACCCGAUCUGCCAGUCACCUUCUGUUAACAGCAUCCUGCCCAGGCAGACCAACUAUUACUGGAUAGGGAUCCGUAAGGUGGACGACGUGUGGACCUGGGUGGGGACCAAUAAGACCCUGACUAAAGAGGCAGAAAACUGGGCAGACGGGGAACCCAACAACGGGGGGAACAACGAGGACUGUGUGGAGAUGUACAUCAAGAGAGAGGCGGACACAGGGAAGUGGAACGACGAGUCUUGUAUGAAGAAGAAGACGGCUCUGUGCUUCACAGCCUCGUGUCAGAGCGACUCAUGUUACCAUGGAGAGUGUGUGGAGACCAUCAACAGCCACCACUGUAAAUGCUCUGAGGGCUUCUACGGAGAGCAGUGUGAACACGUUGUUGAAUGUAAAAUGGAGGUCACUGUCCCUGCUAAAGCCAGUGUCAGUUGCUCUCACCCCAAUGGGAAUUUCUCCUUUGACUCGACGUGUCAGUAUUUCUGUGAAGAGGGGUACCGGCUGAGCAGCUCCGGGCCUGUGAGAUGCACAGCCUCAGAAUCAUGGUCAGAACAGCCUCCCACCUGUGAAUUGGUUUUAUGCAGUGAACCUGGGAUGUAUGAACCUGGGAAGGGUUCCAUGGCCUGCUCCCAUCCCCUGGGCUCCUUCAGCUACCUGUCCACCUGUACCUUUACCUGUGAGGAGGGCUAUGAGAGGCUAGCCUCCAGCUCUGCUACCCUGCAGUGUGGAGCCUCGGGACAGUGGAACGACUCACAGCCGCAGUGUAUUGCUGUAAGCUGCCCUACCCUCCAGCAGCCACAGGAUGGCGCUAUCAGCUGUGGAGAAGACUUCACCUAUGGAAGCAGCUGUAACUUUAGCUGCUCUGGGGGUUAUCUCCUCAAGGGGGCGAUCACAGUGACCUGCACAUCAGCUGCUGAUUGGACUGUCCAGUGCCCCUCUCCUGUGGUUCCUCUGGGGGGUCAGGUCAGCUGUGAGGCCCCCUCACAUCCCUGGGGCUCUGUCUGCAACUUCAGCUGUGAUGAGGGUUACGAUCACCAGGGGGCCCCAAACAUGCAGUGUUCACGGUCAGGGGAGUGGAGCGCUGAAACACCUACCUGCACAGCCACACCUGAGCCUCCAUUGAACCCCACUAUCCUAGGCCUGGCAGCAGGGGGCGCUGUGUCAUUAUCUGGCCUGUCUCUGGCUGCAUGGCUCCUCAAACGAAUCAGACAGAAAGCUAACAAGAUUGAUCUGAACAGCACCUCAGACAUUGAGGAACCUUUACAGACCUACAGGAACACAUCACAUUUUAAUCUUACAAUGGACUUCUGCUCUGCAUCACAGCAAACCAGAAGCCCCAGCUCAUGGAUCACCCUCAUCCUCCUGUACUCAAUUGUCACCAUGUGCACUAGAGUAGAGGGCUGGUCCUACCAUCACUCCAACAAAACUAUGAACUGGGACACUGCUAGAAAGUGGUGCACGGAGCACUACACUGACAUGGUGGCCAUCCAGAACCGUGGAGAGAUCUCCCACCUUAACAGCAUCCUGCCCAGGCAGACCAACUAUUACUGGAUAGGGAUCCGUAAGGUGGACGACGUGUGGAUCUGGGUGGGGACCAAUAAGACCCUGACUAAAGAGGCAGAGAACUGGGCAGACGGGGAACCCAACAACAUGGGGAACAACGAGGACUGUGUGGAGAUGUACAUCAAGAGAGAGGCGGACACAGGGAAGUGGAACGACGAGUCUUGUAUGAAGAAGAAGACGGCUCUGUGCUUCACAGCCUCGUGUCAGAGCGACUCAUGUUACCAUGGAGAGUGUGUGGAGACCAUCAACAGCCACCGCUGUAAAUGCUCUGAGGGCUUCUACGGAGAGCAGUGUGAACACGUUGUUGAAUGUAAGAUGGAGGUCACUGUCCCUGCUAAAGCCAGUGUCAGUUGCUCUCACCCCAAUGGGAAUUUCUCCUUUGACUCGACGUGUCAGUAUUUCUGUGAAGAGGGGUACCGGCUGAGUAGCUCCGGGCCUGUGAGAUGCACAGCCUCAGAAUCAUGGUCAGAACAGCCUCCCACCUGUGAAUUGGUCUUAUGCAGUGAGCUGUAUGAACCUGGGAAGGGUUCCAUGGCCUGCUCCCAUCCCCUGGGCUCCUUCAGCUACCUGUCCACCUGUACCUUUACCUGUGAGGAGGGCUAUGAGAGGCUGGCCUCCAGCUCUGCUACCCUGCAGUGUGGUGCCUCGGGACAGUGGAACGACUCACAGUCGCAGUGUAUUGCUGUAAGCUGCCCUACCCUCCAGCAGCCACAGGAUGGCGCUAUCAGCUGUGGAGAAGACUUCACCUAUGGAAGCAGCUGUAACUUUAGCUGCUCUGAGGGUUAUCUCCUCAAGGGGGCGAUCACGGUGACCUGCACAUCAGCUGCUGAGUGGAGUGAGGAGAUACCACACUGUGAAGUGGUCUUAUGCAGUGAGCUGUAUGAACCUGGGAAGGGUUCCAUGGCCUGCUCCCAUCCCCUGGGCUCCUUCAGCUACCUGUCCACCUGUACCUUUACCUGUGAGGAGGGCUAUGAGAGGCUGGCCUCCAGCUCUGCUACCCUGCAGUGUGGUGCCUCGGGACAGUGGAACGACUCACAGCCGCAGUGUAUUGCUGUAAGCUGCCCUACCCUCCAGCAGCCACAGGAUGGCGCUAUCAGCUGUGGAGAAGACUUCACCUAUGGAAGCAGCUGUAACUUUAGCUGCUCUGAGGGUUAUCUCCUCCAGGGGGCGAUCACAGUGACCUGCACAUCAGCUGCUGAGUGGAGUGAGGAGAUACCACACUGUGAAGUGGUCUUAUGCAGUGAGCUGUAUGAACCUGGGAAGGGUUCCAUGGCCUGCUCCCAUCCCCUGGGCUCCUUCAGCUACCUGUCCACCUGUACCUUUACCUGUGAGGAGGGCUAUGAGAGGCUGGCCUCCAGCUCUGCUACCCUGCAGUGUGGAGCCUCGGGACAGUGGAACGACUCACAGCUGCAGUGUAUUGCUGUAAGCUGCCCUACCCUCCAGCAGCCACAGGAUGGCGCUAUCAGCUGUGGAGAAGACUUCACCUAUGGAAGCAGCUGUAACUUUAGCUGCUCUGAGGGUUAUCUCCUCAAGGGGGCGAUCACAGUGACCUGCACAUCAGCUGCUGAGUGGAGUGAGGAGAUACCACACUGUGAAGUGGUCUUAUGCAGUGAGCUGUAUGAACCUGGGAAGGGUUCCAUGGCCUGCUCCCAUCCCCUGGGCUCCUUCAGCUACCUGUCCACCUGUACCUUUACCUGUGAGGAGGGCUAUGAGAGGCUGGCCUCCAGCUCUGCUACCCUGCAGUGUGGAGCCUCGGGACAGUGGAACGACUCACAGCUGCAGUGUAUUGCUGUAAGCUGCCCUACCCUCCAGCAGCCACAGGAUGGCGCUAUCAGCUGUGGAGAAGACUUCAACUAUGGAAGCAGCUGUAACUUUAGCUGCUCUGAGGGUUAUCUCCUCAAGGGGGCGAUCACAGUGACCUGCACAUCAGCUGCUGAGUGGAGUGAGGAGAUACCACACUGUGAAGCUGUCCAGUGCCCCUCUCCUGUGGUUCCUCUGGGGGGUCAGGUCAGCUGUGAGGCCCCCUCACAUCCCUGGGGCUCUGUCUGCAACUUCAGCUGUGAUGAGGGCUACGAUCACCAGGGGGCCCCAAACAUGCAGUGUUCACGGUCAGGGGAGUGGAGCGCUGAAACACCUACCUGCACAGCCACACCUGAGCCUCCAUUGAACCCCACUAUCCUAGGCCUGGCAGCAGGGGGCGCUGUGUCAUUAUUUGUCCUGUCUCUGGCUGCAUGGCUCCUCAAACGAAUCAGACAGAAAGCUAGAUCUGAACAGCAACUACCAUUGAGAAACCUUUAUAGACCUACAGGAACAGCAUCGACAGCCUCAUAUAGAGUCCAACAACAACAGCAGGAACAACAACUGCCUGUAUUUUUAUGACAACUUGUCUGUCUCCCUGUAUCCUCACGACAACCUGUCUGUCUCCCUGUAUCCUCAUGACAGCUUGUCUGUCGCCCUGUAUCCUCAUGAC